CGGCCUCCCCGAUCACCCUCCCGGGCAUCGGAGAAGGCCCCUUCCAGAACGAGCGUCGCGCAACGCAGAGAAAUGGGACUUUUGGCACUGCUUAGGAAGCUCAAGUCGACGCCCGACCGCGAGCUGCGGAUCUUGUUGCUGGGUCUGGACAACGCCGGCAAGACAACCAUCCUCAAGAAGUUGGCGUCGGAAGACAUCACGCACAUCACGCCGACACAGGGUUUCAACAUCAAGAGCGUGCAAGCUGAAGGCUUUAAGCUCAACGUCUGGGAUAUCGGCGGCCAGCGCAAGAUUCGGCCUUACUGGCAGAACUACUUCGAGAACACCGAUGUGCUGCUGUACGUGAUCGACAGCUCGGACAGGGCGCGAUUCGAGGAGACAGGCGUGGAGCUCGCCGAGCUGCUCUCCGAGGACAAGCUGCUGGGAGUGCCGUUGCUCGUGCUGGCCAAUAAACAGGACUUGGUGCACAGCGCGCCGGCCGCUGAGCUGGCCGACGGCCUCAACCUACCCGCCGUUCGCGACCGGCCCUGGCAGAUACAGGCCUGCAGUGCGCUCUCUGGCGAGGGACUUAAGCUGACCAGUUGAUGCUUCCAUUCGCUUUGAAUCCCAACGAUUCUCCACUUCAAACGAACGUUUCAAGGCAGUGGGACUCCAUAACACCCUAGAAGAAUUGAUAGAAGCUCACAGAACUACCCAGAUGGAGAAGCUCUUCAAAAGCCAAACCGGAAGACAAAUUCUACAAUCACAGAGCAUCAACUAAGGAACCAGAACCAACGUCAAAACAGAUAUCCCACCAUUACCCAAAAACAUGCAUCCUUUGCAUAACAAAGAACGAAGAAAAGAAAGACCUAAAGCAUGACGUAAAAGUUUUGAAAGUUCUAAAGAUGUGAUUUAUGUGGAUGCGGCCA
Dermacentor andersoni is the source of this 908-nucleotide messenger RNA. RefSeq names its product ADP-ribosylation factor-like protein 3. Gene Ontology annotation, molecular function: GTP binding; GTPase activity. The record is from RefSeq and is a predicted model, not a curated record. NCBI's taxonomy places the organism in Eukaryota, Metazoa, Arthropoda, Arachnida, Ixodida, Ixodidae.